Messenger RNA from Pimephales promelas (fathead minnow), 2095 nucleotides. RefSeq names its product eukaryotic translation initiation factor 3, subunit E, b (gene eif3eb). Lineage: Eukaryota; Metazoa; Chordata; Actinopteri; Cypriniformes; Leuciscidae. The record is from RefSeq and is a predicted model, not a curated record. Gene Ontology annotation, molecular function: translation initiation factor activity. Gene Ontology annotation, cellular component: eukaryotic translation initiation factor 3 complex; cytoplasm.
UUCCAAAAUGGCGGAGUACGAUCUGACCACCAAGAUUGCACAUUUUUUAGAUCGACAUUUGGUCUUUCCGCUGCUGGAAUUUCUUUCUGUCAAGGAGAUCUACAAUGAGAAAGAACUUCUCCAAGGAAAGCUGGAUCUUCUCAGUGAAACGAACAUGGUGGACUUCGCCAUGGACGUCUAUAAGAACCUUUAUCCUGACAAAGACAUUCCACAUUCCUUAAGGGAGAAAAGAACCACAGUGGUUGCCCAGCUGAAGCAGCUCCAGUCUGAGACUGAACCCAUAGUGAAGAUGUUUGAAGAUCCAGAGACUCAGAGACAAAUGCAGUCCACCAGAGAUGGGAGGAUGCUGUUUGAAUAUUUAGCAGACAAACAUAGUUUUCGUCAGGAAUAUUUGGAUACGCUAUACCGUUAUGCCAAAUUCCAGUAUGAGUGUGGCAACUACUCGGGGGCUGCGGAGUAUCUCUACUUCUUCCGUGUGCUAGUUCCCUCCACGGACAGGAACGCUCUGAGCUCUCUCUGGGGAAAACUGGCAUCCGAGAUCCUCAUGCAGAACUGGGAGGCGGCCAUGGAGGACCUGACCCGUUUACGAGAGACCAUCGACAACAACUCGGUGAGUUCCCCUCUUCAGUCGCUGCAGCAGAGGACGUGGCUCAUACACUGGUCUUUGUUUGUGUUCUUUAACCACCCCAAAGGCAGAGACAACAUCAUCGAGCUGUUCCUCUAUCAGCCCCAGUACUUGAACGCAAUUCAGACCAUAUGCCCCCACAUUCUGCGCUACCUGACCACGGCCGUCAUUACCAACAAGGACGUGAGGAAACGACGACAGGUCCUUAAAGACCUGGUCAAAGUCAUCCAACAGGAGUCAUACACAUACAAGGAUCCCAUCACAGAGUUUGUGGAGUGCCUCUAUGUUAACUUUGAUUUCGACAGCGCCCAGAAAAAACUGAGGGAGUGCGAGUCGGUGCUGGUGAACGACUUCUUCUUGGUAGCCUGCUUAGAGGAUUUCAUUGAAAACGCACGUCUGUUCAUCUUCGAGACGUUCUGCCGGAUCCAUCAGUGCAUCAGCAUCAGCAUGUUGGCAGAUAAGCUGAAUAUGACCCCCGAGGAGGCUGAGAGAUGGAUCGUAAACUUGAUCCGCAAUGCCAGACUGGAUGCCAAAAUCGACUCCAAACUGGGUCACGUGGUGAUGGGCAACAACGCAGUGUCGCCGUAUCAACAAGUGAUCGAGAAGACCAAGAGCCUGUCGUUCCGCAGUCAGAUGCUGGCCAUGAACAUCGAGAAGAAGAUCAGUCACAGCAGCAGGAACGAGACACCGAACUGGGCGGGUCAAGAAACUGGCUUCUAUUAGACCGGAAGCACAAGGCAAAGAGUGGAUUUAUUGUUAUACUCCUCAACCUCAUCUUAGUAUUUAACUAACAUCUUUUAUCUAGCCGUGUUUUAUAAUAGGAUUAUUCUACAAAAGACUGUUGUGAACAUUUCCAGCAUGACAAAGCUAUGGCGUUUUGGGAUGCUGCUGUAAAUGAUGUAUUCUCUAUGAAGGAAGGAUUUUACCAGGCAAGUUUUUUAUGAAUUAUUCCAGUUCUGUUUAAUCUCAAAGAACAUUUUUUUUGUUUACACCACAAUAAACAAUGAAAGUGUGUUUUUGAACACAUUUUCAAGGAUCCUAUAAUAUACUUCUGAAAUCUUAAAUGGUCAAAGGUAAAGUGUGUAAUUUUGUCAUUAUUGGGCUUUCCAAACUAUUGUUUGGUCAAACACGUCCUGCUCCAAGCUGGUGUUUGUCUUGUGAGACAGUUUUUUUGUGGACACUAAAAUUGGGAUGGGAGAAACUACACACUUCACUUUUAAUUCUCUUAAUUUUUCACUCCAUUGCCAUGGUUCCUACUUCCUACAGUACUGGAAUAUUAGAGAAUUUGAAAAUGUGUGACUUUCAGGCCUGGAAAAGUUAUGCAAAAGAAUAAUCUUGGACAUUUUUGUGAAUAGUGUUAAAAAAUUUGGGGCCGGUAAGAUUUUGUAACUUUUUGAAAGUCUUAUGCUCACCAUGGCUGAAUUUAUUUGAUCAUAUUGUAAAAAAAAAAAAAUCAGUAAAAUUGUGAAA